CCUAAAAACAUAUAAAUUUCAAGUAACACACGGAAUCAAGUUUGGUCAAAUGAAAUUCUUGGUGGCAUUCGUGCUUCUAUUUUUUUAUACUAUAAAUGUAGAAGGAACAGAAGUCGAUACACAAGCCAUAUCUCUUUCUGGGAGCUCGGCCGCAGGAUUUGUAAUUGGGGCAGGGCUAAUUGGAAUGCUAUACUUUUCAGUGAAGAUGCUUGAGGGUAUUCAGAUUUCCAAUUCAAGCGAUUUAUCAGAGGACUGAAGUAGACUUUUGUACUCUGAAUGGCUUUUAGAGCUGCAGUUGAUGUGUAGUGUGUCUUUUUUCCACCGAAAACUUCCACACAGCAUUCAAAAUAUUAAAUAAAUGAAAAAUAAGUUUAAUGAAUUAGCGAUUUUUUCCUUUUCAAAUUCUUUUUACCCUCCUUUUUGCAAUGAUAAAAGCUAUAGUUGAGUAUGUCAUGAACGACGAGGUAAUCAAUAUAUUGCUGGACUACAGUGUCGCUAGGACUAUUUCCCGUCAUGCUAUUGUGGUGUAUCAUUUGCUAACUAGCAUUGCAACGGUUUCAUAUACUUCCAAAACGAUUGCAUGCGCAUGCCUACUGUACGCCUUAAAGGAGCGUAACAAAACGCAUUUAGUGAGUAAUUUGAGGGAGCUCCGUGGCUCAUGCAAUGAUUGCGAAGUGGUGGCAUUGGAACUGUUUUUGACACAAACAAUACGCAGAAAGAUUCUUUUGAUUGAAGGAUGUAUUCGUUUGUCAUUAAGAAAGCUUGUUGAUUUGCAUCCAGAAUUGAGCAAAUUUAAAGAGGAUUUGGUUCUGAUUGCCCUUCUACUCGCUGAAAGACUUUACCGAAAAAGUUACUGCCUCUUGCCAGAAAGUGCUGCUAUGGCAACAUUAAUUGCCGCUUGCAAUUUACUUGCUCUUAGCCCGGAAGGCUUAUCUGACAAGCUACAGACGCAGCAAGUUUCUGAAAUGGUAAGUUUCUUGUCUGCUACUGUAUAA
Phytomonas sp. EM1 is the source of this 995-nucleotide messenger RNA. The record is from the annotation of a GenBank genome assembly. Lineage: Eukaryota; Euglenozoa; Kinetoplastea; Trypanosomatida; Trypanosomatidae.